AAACGGCAAUUCCCCAGUAUAACAGCUCCUGUUUCCAUUGUUGUUGUUUUUAAUAUAUAGUUUCAAUAUGACCAUCCAAGUGUCAGUAUUGUGUGUCUGCACAGACAAGAGCUAGGGACGCUGCGAGUGUAUUUGCAUCGGAGUACGACUUGAACAUACUGCAAAUGUUGUACAGCUGCAGCAGCAGCAGCAGCAGCUGACUGCCCGCCGUGAACCGCCAGCUCCGGACUGGCCAUGUUGGAUAAGUCGCACUGGCGGCCAACACUGAAUGAUUUGUCGUUUCAAACAGCCAGCUUGCUGAAUACAACCGAUUAAACGAGUUGGAUAAAUAUAUAUAUACGAGCCGGCCACUGUUGUGUCUUCGGUGGCCUGAGCGUUUAUUUAAGCCUGCGACGCAUGUUAGCUGGCUAACGUCGAGGUGAUGUCGAGGUGGGUCUGAUACCAGGACGUCUUCUAGCCAGCGGUUGAAGAGCAGGGGGCUGGCCGAGGCCUGCAUGCAUCUAUAACGUCAGCCAUGUUUUGGAAGUUUGACCUACAUGCUUCGUCCCACCUGGAGGCUCUGCUCGAGAAGGACGAUGUCACACUCACAGAGCUCAUGGACGAGGAGGAUGUACUGCAAGAAUGCAAGGCCCAGAACAGGAGGCUCCUCCUGUUCUUGUCUCAGGACAACUGCAUGCAGGAGCUACUGCGUCUCAUCACCACAGUGCCCCCUGCUGGUGUCGAGGAGAUGAAGCGCUUCAAGUAUCCGAACAUCGCGUGUGAGCUGUUGACCAGUGACGUGGGCGUCAUCAACGAUAAGCUGGGUAACGAACAGCCGCUGUUGGACACACUCUACGGCUUCCUGGAGCAGCCGUCGCCUCUCAACCCACUGCUGGCCUCCUUCUUCAGCAAGACCGUCGGGAACCUCAUCACACGCAAGACGGAGCAGGUGAUCAGCUUCCUGCGGGGGAAGGAGGGCUUCCUGUCCCUGGUGCUGAAGCACAUCGACACGUCGGCCAUGAUGGACGUGCUCCUGCGGCUCAUCAGCUGUGUGGAGCCAGCGUCUCUCAGACAGAAGACCCUCCACUGGCUGAAUGAAGAGAAGCUAGCCCAGAGAUUAAUAGAACUCAUUCACCCUGAGAGAGACGAAGAGCGUCAAUCCAACGCAUCUCAAACCUUGUGUGACAUCAUUCGUCUGAGCAGAGACCAGGCCAAUCAGAUGCAAGAGAUCUCUGAAUCCGACCCGUUGCUUUCAGCCUUGGAGUCGCAGGAGUGUGUGGGACAGUUACUGCAGAACAUGUUCUCAGGUGAGAGAACCGAGAGCUGCAUCGUGAACGGGGUCCAGGUUCUGCUCACCCUGCUGGAGAUCCGGAGGCCGGUGGUCGACGGCGUCAUGGACGCUCAGGGGUUUGAGAGAAGUUACAACGUCAACAGCAGUAUCUUGUUGGCCAUCCAACCACAACUGAUCCACUUCCACCAGCUGCUGCUGGCCCCGCCCAAGUGCAGUCCCAUGCUGACCUCCAUGGGUCUUCUGGAGGAGCCUCUGGGGAACACGCGUCUGCACGUGGCCCGGCUGGUGGCCUCGCUGCUCUACACCAGCUCGGCCAGCCACGCCGUGGUGGCCCAGACCCUCUGCCAGCUCAACACCAUGGACGUGCUGCUGGGCUUGUUCUUUAAAUACACCUGGAACAACUUCCUCCACCUCCAAGUGGAGCUCUGCGUAGCUGCCAUCCUCAGACCCUGUGCCCACGAGAUGAGGCUCCAACCGGACCUGGGAUCGCAGGAAACGUCCCUGCUUCCUCCACCCCAGGAGGCCGCAAAGGAGAAGGGUUUGUCUGAGGCCCUGAACUCAGACUUGGGAACAGCACAGAACCCUGAAAGCUCUGCUCAUAACACAAUGGUAGCGCAUUUGUUUCAGCACUGCCGACUAGUCCAGAGGAUUCUUGAUGCUUGGGAAGAAAACGAUAAGAUUCAGGUAACGGGUGGGAUGAGGAGAGGGUACAUGGGUCACCUGACCAGGAUCGCCAACACAGUGGUGCACAACCUGGAGAAAGGACCGGUCCAUGCUCAGAUCAGCGGCCUCAUCACAGAGCUCCCUGAAGACUGCAGGGGGCGCUGGGAGACCUUUGUGGAGCAGACUUUAAAAGAGACAAACAGGAAAAACACCAUCGACUUGGUCGGCACUCGCUCCCUGAGACAUUCCUCUGAGGACGACAUGGAGAGCCCCUUCCCCAAAGAGCUCACCCUGCAACAGGCCUUCUCGGACUACCAGAUCCAACAGAUGACGGCUAAUUUUGUCGAUCAGUUUGGCUUCAACGACGAGGAAUUCACGGACGCUGAAGACAGAAUUGCAGCCACCUUCGACCAGAUUGCUGAGAUCAAUAUCAACAUCGAUGCAGGCCAUGAUAGUCAGGCCAACACAGCUGUGUUUGAGGCCUGCUCCAAAGAGAAGAUCCAGUCGUUUGAUGACGAUGAAGAGGACAUCUGGGAGGAGAAGGAGAUUAACUAUGCAACGCAAACCAAGUCUCGCAACAGGUUUGGCGGCUCCAGAUCGUCCCAGGGCGCCGCGGCCGCCGGCUCUCUGUCUGAGCGGACGCCAGGCUCGGACCCCCAGGGCUCUGACAAGACGAGGAGACCAGACGCUGAGCCGGAGCCCAACGGUCCCCUGGACCCCUUCUCCAGUCUGGCCCCUCCAGAGAACACGCAGAGUAUGGGCUGGGUGGCCGACUUUGGAGAGGUGAAUUCCAAAGCGCCCGCGGCCGGGGGGGGGUUCUCAGCCUGGGACAGUCCCGCCUCCAAACCAGUUUCCACGGAGACGGAGGAGAAGGGAUGGGCCAAGUUCACCGACUUCCAGCCCUUCUGCUGCUCGGAGACCGGGCCCAGGUGCAGCUCGCCCGUGGACGCAGAGCUGAGGCCCGUGGACAGAGCCGAACCCAACCAGAACCCCUGCGUGUGGAGCGUGUGCGUGGCCAGGAAGGCCCCGCUGGUGGCCUCCGACUCCUCCUCCUCCGGCAGCUCGGACAGCGACGAGGAGGAGGACAAGACCCGCUCCGUCUCCAUGGAUACCGUUGCCCCCCCGGAGACGGCCAGCGCGGUUGCCGGCGGCAACAGCAGCAGCAGUAGCAGCCUACGGGGACCCGGCGACGCAAACAACGACAAGGCGGUCAUGGCCAGUGAGGCAGACAAGAUGGCUGCGGAGGGGAAGUUGGCCGACGACAAAGGAAAAGGAAGCGGGAAGGAGAGUGACGCGCUCCCUAGCACGACGACCGAACGCCCCGCUGCGGGUCAACCGGCUCCCCCCCUCUCCUCCAACGGGCCGACCUAACACCCCCGCCCGGAGCCUGGACUCCCCGCGCACGCCUCCUCCAUCUCCACACACACACACACACACACACACACACACACACACA
This is a messenger RNA of Gadus morhua (Atlantic cod), 3389 nucleotides long. RefSeq names its product protein phosphatase 6, regulatory subunit 2b (gene ppp6r2b). The record is from RefSeq and is a predicted model, not a curated record. Gene Ontology annotation, cellular component: nucleus; cytosol. NCBI's taxonomy places the organism in Eukaryota, Metazoa, Chordata, Actinopteri, Gadiformes, Gadidae. Gene Ontology annotation, molecular function: protein phosphatase binding; protein phosphatase regulator activity. The transcript is spliced from 24 exons. Bases 515 to 3304 code for a protein of 929 amino acids.